Molecule: messenger RNA, 381 nt
Organism: Theileria orientalis strain Shintoku
Lineage: Eukaryota; Apicomplexa; Aconoidasida; Piroplasmida; Theileriidae
Exons: 4
Coding region: 1-381 (126 amino acids)
Biological process (GO): tRNA processing; rRNA processing
Source: RefSeq, a predicted model, not a curated record
AUGUAUAGGAAUAAGCCUAAGAUUUUUGAGAAUAUUGAGUGGUUUAGGAACACACCCGAGCUCGAGGAAAGUGUAUCGACUGAGUUCCUGAGGAUAUUCGAGGGCUUGGAAGCCCCCGCAAUAAAGCAGAGCUUUAUAUUCGGAGUGAACAGUGUGACUGAAGCAAUUGAGAACAACGAGCGCCUGUGUUUGGUGAUACUAUUCCGAUGGAACGUGCCAAGUGUAAUGAUUCAGCACAUUCCAGUGACCUGCAAAAGAAGGAACAUUGACUACUUGACGUUUUCAAAAGCAGUUAAGCUCAGCCGACUCCCCUUUAAGAAUGUAACAUGUAUGGCAGUCAAGGGUGAGAGUUGCGAGCUAUUCAAGUCACUGAUUCGCUGA